AUGGCGGCGAGUCCAAUCCUAAAAUUUGGUUGUUGUUGGAGAGUGGGAGAUGGCUCAAAUAUUAGAGUCUCCAUGGAUAAGUGGAUUCUGAAUUACCCAACGAAUGGAGUUUUGCAUCCACCUAGUAUGGAGGAGGGUGGUUGGUUUGUCUCGGACCUCAUUAACCAGGAGCAGAAAAUGUGGUAUAGUGAAAUAAUACGAGCAAAUUUCCAUAAGGAGGAUGCCAAUGCUAUUCUCAAAAUUUCCCUAAGCCAUAGACAAGCCUCAGAUGUGAUAAUGUGGUUACAUACAAAGAAGGGAGUUUAUUCGGUCAAAUCGGGCUACCAUGUGGCAAGACAGCUUAAGAAGAUGGAGUCAUGGGCAGAAACAUCAGCCGGUCCGAUUGGUGUUCAAGUGUGGUCUAAACUUUGGAUGCUUAAUGUGCCUAAGAAAAUUAAAGUGUUUGGGUGGUGUGCUUGUCAAAAUAUUAUGCCAACCCGUGCCAAUCUUAGGCGACGAAAAGUCAUGGAUGAAGAUGUGUGUAUGCUCUAUUCAAGAGAAGCCGAAACAGGGGUCCAUGCAUUGUGGGAUUAUGCCGUUGCGAGGGAUGUCUGGGCGGGUAGCUUGGUUCGGCUGCAAAAAUGGAGCGCGGGUCAACAGGAUGUUCUUCAAUUAUUUCAAGAACUGAUGAUCCGGUUAACCACAGCUGUGUUCGAGCUUUUCCUAGUUCAAUCUUAG
Messenger RNA from Quercus robur (English oak), 717 nucleotides. RefSeq lists its product as uncharacterized. The coding region runs from base 1 to 717 and encodes 238 amino acids. The record is from RefSeq and is a predicted model, not a curated record. NCBI's taxonomy places the organism in Eukaryota, Viridiplantae, Streptophyta, Magnoliopsida, Fagales, Fagaceae. The transcript has a single exon.